ACACUGCGCGAAGUGUCCUGCUUCGCGGCGAUCGCAGCUAUGGAAGCGGAGACCACUCCGGUGCGACAGCAACACCUGUUUAACGUCCAGAAGCUGCAGCAGUACCUGAGCAGCAGACUACAUCUGGCUCCGGACGCCUCCGCCAUCUCCGUGCUUCAGUACAGCUCUGGUCAGUCCAACCCCACCUUCUUCAUCCAGACCCCUGAAAGGAGCUAUGUGCUCAGGAAGAAACCCCCUGGGCCUCUGCUGCCCGGGGCACACAAGGUGGACAGAGAGUACGCUGUACAGAAGGCUCUGCACUCGGCUGCUUUUCCUGUUCCUCAGCCUGUGCUGUACUGCUCAGACACAGACGUCAUCGGCACCGAGUUCUACAUCAUGGAGCACGUGAAGGGGCGUAUAUUCCGGGACCUGAAGCUGCCGGGCCUGAGCGCAGCAGAACGCAGUGCUCUGUAUGUGGCUGCAGUUGAGACUUUAGCCAGGCUGCACUCCGUGGACGUCGCCUCGCUCGGCCUUGCGGGAUACGGGAAAGGAGCCGGUUACUCCAAGAGACAAGUGUCGACUUGGACAAAGCAGUACAGAGCCUCGGCCCACAGGAGCAUUCCAGCUAUGGACGAGCUUUCUGAUUGGCUGAGCAACAACUUGCCGUCUGGUGAUAAUGAAGUGACUCUCGUUCAUGGUGACUUUCGAAUUGACAACCUGAUAUUCCAUCCGACGGAGGCACGAGUGCUGGCCGUACUGGAUUGGGAGCUGUCUACGACUGGUCAGCCUACCGCUGACCUGGCCUACUUCCUCAUGCCCCAUUACUGCCCCUCCCACCUCGGGGUCAUCAGCACUCUGGGCGGAGUUACAGAGAUAGAGGGCAUCCCCCCUCCAGGCGACCUGAUCUCCAUCUACUGCCGCUGCCGUGGGCUCCCUCCAUCUCUUCCUCAUCAGAAUUUCUUCAUCGCACUCGCCAUGUUCAAAAUGGCCAGCAUCGCACAGGGGAUCUAUGCGAGGUCUUUGCUGGGGAACGCCAGCGCUCCGGACGCUGCUCGGUAUGGAGAGACUGUGGAGCCUUUAGCUCAGUUGGCGCUGAAGAUCGCACACAGCUCUUCGUUGUCUAUGCCGGGUUCUGACAGGCGAUUUCUCCAGUCCCCUAGAGGUCACGCUGUGCUCCAGCAGGUCAAGGAGUUCAUGAGACAGCACGUCCUGCCCGCUCAGCAGCAAAUAACGGAGUAUUACGCUAAACACACUGACGGCCCUCAGAGAUGGCAGACGCCUCCCGUGCUGGAGGAGCUAAAGGCAAAAGCUCGUGCGGCAGGUCUGUGGAAUCUGUUCCUGCCUGCGGUCAGUGGACUCUCUCAGGUGGACUAUUCCUACAUUGCUGAGGAAACUGGACGAUGCUUCUUUGCUCCGGAGGUCUUCAACUGCCAGGCCCCAGACUCAGGGAACAUGGAGGUGCUGCACCUGUAUGGAUCUGAAGAGCAGAAGAAGCAGUGGCUGGAGCCCUUACUGAGAGGAGAGAUGCGGUCCUGCUUCUGCAUGACUGAGCCAGAUGUUGCGUCCAGUGAUGCCACCAACAUGCAGUGCACCCUUCAAAAGGACAAUGGCCAUUACAUCAUCAACGGCAAGAAGUGGUGGAGCAGUGGUGCCGGUAAUUCAGUGUGCAAGAUCGCCGUGGUGAUGUGCAGGAACAAAACGGCUGACCCAAACAACAGGCAUGGUCAGCACAGCAUGAUUUUGGUUCCUAUGGACACACCUGGAGUGAGAAAGAUCCGAGCGCUGACUGUGUUCGGAGCCGACGAUGCGCACCAUGGUGGCCAUUUGGAGGUUCACUUUGACAACGUGCGCGUUCCUGCCUCCAACAUUCUUCUAGGGGAGGGUCGAGGGUUUGAGAUCGCUCAGGGUCGGCUGGGUCCAGGCAGACUGCACCACUGCAUGAGAGCUGUAGGACUGGCUGAACAUGCUCUGGAGCUGCUGUGCCAAAGAUCAGCCAGCAGACAGACCUUCGGGAAGGAACUCUACCACCAUGAGGUGGUGGCUCAUUGGAUAGCGGAGUCUCGCAUCGCUAUUGAACAGACACGCCUGCUGGCUCUACAUGCAGCUCACACACUGGACACGAAGGGGAACAAGGCUGCAAGGAAACAAAUCGGGAUGAUAAAGGUGGCAGCCGGUAGGAUGGCGACAAAGGUGGUGGACUGUGCCAUUCAGGUCCACGGGGGUGCAGGAGUGUCUGAUGACUUCCCCCUCGCCCAAAUGUAUGCUUACGCCCGGACGCUGCGUUUAGCUGACGGCCCUGACGAGGUUCAUCUGUCCUCCAUCGCCCAAAUGGAGCUCAGGGAUCAGCUCAGACGAACGGCUGCCAAACUCUAAGCAACGCUGACCGCAGUGUUUCGUCAUGAACACCAGAGACCGUCUCACAGCCUCUCAGAAGUGACAUAGUAGUGUGUAAUUGGCCAUUUAACAGACACGAUCAGCUCCUACUGUCGUUCAAAUAUUUGACUCAAACAUCCUCCUCACACGACUCAUUUAGCAAUGUUCCUGCCGUCUCUCUGCAUCAUCUGUCUUACACUGAAACUCUGACUUUCCACUGAUUUCUUCAUGAGCUCACAAUAUACUUCACGUCAAUUUGACAAACGGUCACUAACCUAGAAUUAAUGUUCAAGUCAAUGCAGUAAUCUGUAUAAUCAGGAAAUGCCUCAAAGACCAAAUCAGCCUGGAACAGUAUUGACUCAACCAAUCUGAAGGCUACUGUGUUUAAUCUAGUUCUGCUGGACCUUCAGUGGCGUGUUCAGUUUCCCAUCAGUCGCUCUGUUGUAACAGAUCUGUGAGCAGAUUCUAUAAUUCUGCAACGGUACGCAGGAAUUAAGGUUUCAGUGACACUUUAUUUUAAGGAACGUAUAGAGUUGAGUUCUCCCCGUGUCUGCGUGGGGUUCCUCCGGGUUCUCCGGUUUCCCUCCACAGUCCAGAGACAUGCAGUCAGGCCAAUUGGACACACUAAAUUGCACCUAGAUGUGAGUGUGUGAGUGAAUGUGUCUGUCUGUCUGUCUGUCUGUCUGUCUGUCUGUCUGCCCGGUGAUGGACUGGUGACCUCUCCAGGGUGUUUCCUGCCAUCCACCCAGUGACCGCGGUGAUAGGCUCCUGCCCCCCAUGACCCAUAAGGAUAAGCAUCUUAGAUUGGUGGGUGUGUGUGUGUGUGUGUGUGUGUGUGUGUGUGUGUGUGUGUGUGUGUGUGUAGAGUUGAGCAACCCUUGGCAAACUGCACAUUUUCUUCAUUUCACAAAUAAAAAUAAGUUCUCCACAGGGAACAAACUUUAAAAAUAAAAUAAAACAAAAAAUAUGAAAUGUGCCGUAACUCUUGCACAGGCCUCAUUGGAUGUUUUAUUUUUCACCAUUAUGUUAAAUUCAGCAAAUAAAGAGUAAUUGGGCAAAUUAAAAAUGUAAUUAAAAAGAAGGAUGUUCUGUGUAGAGGAUGUGUCCACUUAUUUUCAAUAUUUUCAGUUCUAUUAGUUUUACUUUCUACCCAUUUUAACAACCAAACGUGGACAAGCGGAACUUGUUUAUGGUUUUGCAGACAAAAUAUGAAUAUGUUCUGAAUUUGUGGUGCACAUCGAUAUAUUGAAAACAUGUUUUUGGCCAUUAAUUAGUGACUAAAACUGCACUUUAGAAUAUGGAACAAACCUAGACGUGUUAUUGGAUUAUUCCAUUCUUAAUUAGCUGAUUGUUAUUGCUCUUAUUGCUCUCACAUAAAGCAGUAAACCUGACACGCUCUGGAACCAAAUGAACCAAAUGAUGGAACCACACCUUAAAUUUAAGUAAUAGUUCAUACUCAAUGAUUUGCAUAAUAAUGUGCAUUGUUACAACUCACAAUGCAAUUAUUAGUGAUUUUCACAUUGCAAACCUCUGAUUAUAAUAAUAAUCAGUAAUCAUGCUUAAUGCAUAUUGGAAAAAAAACAUGGAACGUCUUAUUUGGACGUUUCUGAACAAAACAAAAUAAAAAAACCUUAAUUAAGCCUUAAAAUAAAGUGUAAUCAGGUUUUCUGCUAAACUGAAUGUGUUUUGCUUGUAGUAGGAAGAUGUGACUGAAUGAUAAAUGGAUUUUUAUAUGAACUUAAUUCUUACCGCCUUUCACGUCACUGAUUCCUUAUGAAAAAACAAUGUCAAUAAAAUUUGAUUGAAUCCA
This is a messenger RNA of Pygocentrus nattereri (red-bellied piranha), 4162 nucleotides long. It is a transcript of the gene acad11, whose product is annotated as acyl-CoA dehydrogenase family, member 11. The transcript has 20 exons. The record is from RefSeq and is a predicted model, not a curated record. Gene Ontology annotation, cellular component: mitochondrion. Lineage: Eukaryota; Metazoa; Chordata; Actinopteri; Characiformes; Serrasalmidae. Bases 40 to 2352 code for a protein of 770 amino acids. Gene Ontology annotation, molecular function: oxidoreductase activity, acting on the CH-CH group of donors; flavin adenine dinucleotide binding.